Drosophila simulans is the source of this 1459-nucleotide messenger RNA. It is a transcript of the gene Idgf2, whose product is annotated as chitinase-like protein Idgf2. Bases 83 to 1405 code for a protein of 440 amino acids. Gene Ontology annotation, cellular component: extracellular region. The record is from RefSeq and is a predicted model, not a curated record. The transcript is spliced from 3 exons. NCBI's taxonomy places the organism in Eukaryota, Metazoa, Arthropoda, Insecta, Diptera, Drosophilidae. Gene Ontology annotation, biological process: chitin catabolic process; carbohydrate metabolic process. Gene Ontology annotation, molecular function: chitin binding.
UUUUCCAUUUCGAUUCCAGUCUCAGUUCGAUUUCAUUUGAUCUGCUCUGCGGUCGUGCCUAUAGAGAUAUAUCCCUGGCACCAUGAAGGCGUGGAUCUGGUUUACGUUUGUCGCGUGCCUCUUUGCGGCAAGUACAGAAGCUGCCUCCAACUUAGUCUGCUACUAUGACUCUUCGAGUUACACCAGGGAAGGUCUGGGCAAGCUGCUCAAUCCCGAUCUGGAGAUCGCCUUGCAAUUCUGCAGCCACUUGGUCUACGGCUAUGCUGGACUACGAGGUGAAAACCUACAGGCGUACAGUAUGAACGAGAACCUGGACAUCUACAAGCAUCAGUUCUCCGAGGUUACCUCCCUCAAGAGGAAGUAUCCCCACCUGAAGGUUUUGUUGAGUGUGGGCGGCGAUCAUGACAUCGACCCUGAUCAUCCCAACAAGUAUAUCGAUCUGCUGGAGGGCGAGAAGGUUCGUCAAAUUGGAUUCAUCCGAUCGGCCUAUGACUUGGUUAAGACCUACGGCUUUGAUGGAUUGGAUCUGGCCUAUCAGUUCCCCAAGAAUAAGCCCAGGAAGGUUCACGGUGAUCUGGGACUGGCAUGGAAGAGCAUUAAGAAGCUGUUCACCGGCGAUUUCAUAGUGGAUCCACACGCAGCCCUUCAUAAGGAGCAGUUUACCGCCUUGGUAAGGGAUGUAAAGGACUCCUUGAGAGCUGAUGGAUUCCUGCUCAGUCUGACUGUGCUGCCCAAUGUAAACUCAACUUGGUACUUUGAUAUUCCCGCUCUGAAUGGCCUGGUGGACUUUGUGAACCUGGCUACCUUCGAUUUCCUGACACCAGCUCGUAAUCCCGAGGAGGCGGACUACAGUGCUCCCAUCUACCAUCCCGAUGGAUCAAAGGAUCGCUUGGCUCACCUUAACGCUGAUUUCCAGGUGGAUUACUGGCUAUCUCAGGGAUUCCCAUCUAAUAAGAUCAAUUUGGGAGUUGCCACCUAUGGUAAUGCAUGGAAACUUACCAAGGACUCGGGUCUCGAAGGAGUUCCUGUGGUGCCGGAGACAAGUGGACCAGCUCCCGAGGGCUUCCAGUCCCAGAAGCCCGGAUUACUCAGCUAUGCUGAAAUCUGCGGAAAGUUGUCCAAUCCCCAAAAUCAAUUCCUCAAGGGCAACGAUUCGCCACUGCGAAGAGUUUCUGAUCCCACCAAGAGAUUCGGGGGCAUAGCUUAUCGCCCAGUGGAUGGUCAGAUAACCGAGGGCAUUUGGGUGAGCUACGAUGAUCCCGACUCCGCCUCCAAUAAGGCAGCCUACGCCCGUGUCAAGAACCUAGGGGGCGUGGCGCUGUUCGAUCUGAGCUACGAUGAUUUCCGUGGACAGUGCUCAGGCGAUAAGUAUCCCAUUCUGCGAGCCAUCAAAUAUCGUCUAUAAAACGAAACACGACAUUUAAUACUUUAAAUAAACAAUUAUUCAAUACAUAUAAAA